AUGGAGACAUUAAACAAUGCACUUGGCUUGGAGUGGAUGGACGGCAAGAGUAUUUUGAUAUUUCUCUUUCUUUUUCUGUUGUUGACUGAUUUUUGGAAGCACAAGGUGCCGACAAACUUUCCUCCUGGACCCUGGUCUUUUCCUUUGAUUGGUGACUUUCCUCGCAUCAACCCCACCAAAAUCCACCUGCAGUUCAAGAAGCUUGCAGAGAAAUAUGGAAACAUUUUCAGCCUUCGUCUCUUUGGUGGAAGGAUUGUGAUCAUUAAUGGAUACGAGUUUGUGAGAGAGGCCUUGGUCCAAAAAGGAGAGGUCUUCGUAGAUCGCCCUGUCAUACCAAUUUUUAAUGAUUUAACUGGGGAUAAAGGUCUGGUGUUAUCCAAUGGCAAUUCAUGGAAGCAGCAGAGGAGAUUUGCUCUUCACACACUCAGAAACUUUGGUAUUGGCAAGAAGAGCCUGGAGCCAUUCAUCCAGCAGGAGUGCCAAUAUCUCACUGAGGCUUUUGCCCUUCACCAAGGCAAACCUUUUCAAACCCUGUCUCUGAUAAACAAUGCUGUGUCCAAUGUCAUCUGCUGCCUGGUCUUUGGGGAACGUUUUGAGUACACUGACAAGACGUUCCAAAAUAUUCUUCAAACCUUCAAUGAGUUGGUGGCCUUGCAGGGAAGUUUGUGGGUGCAGCUUUACAACACAUUCCCCUGGCUGGUAAAGUGGCUGCCUGGACCUCACCAAAGGGUAUUCACUCUGGCACAAGAGGUGGUCAACUUCAUAGAAAUCAAGAUGAAGGAACACAGAGAAAGCCUUGACCCCUCCUCACCCAGAGACUACAUUGACUGCUUUCUCACAGAGAUGAAAGAGGAGGAGAACAAAGAGUCUGGCUUUGACAUCAAGAAUUUGUCUUUUUGCACUAUGGACCUGUUUGGUGCUGGAACUGAAACUACAACCACAACUUUACGAUGGGGGCUUACAUACAUGAUCUACUAUCCUGACAUACAAGAGAGAGUCCAGGCUGAGAUAGAUGCUGUCAUUGGUUCGUCCAGGCAGCCCUCUCUGGCUGACAGAGAAAACAUGCCCUAUUGUAAUGCUGUCAUCCAUGAAAUCCAGAGAAUGGGCAACAUUGUUCCUCUUAAUGUGGCCCGCAUGGCAAUCAAGGACACCAUGAUCAGUAACUUCACAAUCCCAAAGGGCACCAUGAUCAUACCCACACUGGACUCGGUUCUUCAUGAUGAGUCGAUGUGGGAAACUCCACACUCCUUCAACCCUCAUCAUUUUCUGGACCAGAACGGGAAAUUUAGGAAGAGAGAGGCCUUCAUUCCUUUUUCAGCAGGGAAGCGCGUGUGUCUCGGGGAGCAGCUGGCCAGGAUGGAGUUAUUCCUCUUCUUUACCUCCCUCCUUCAGAGGUUUUCUUUCUUUGCAGCCCCUGGAGAGCAGCCCACUCUGGAGUACAAGUUAGGAAACAUUCGCUCGCCCAAACUUCGCAGCCUCUGUGCUGUACCACGAUAAACCCCCAACUAUCCCAAACCGAGCCAUCUCUUCACAUGAAUCACCAAUCAUCAAUGAGUUCCACUUUAUUGAUAUUCUAAUAUACACUAUUUGCUAUAUUGAUCUCUUCCUAUGAGUGACACAUAACUGGGAAGUAUGUUUCCUCUUCUCAAUCAAUAUGCCUUUUUACAUUAUGAAUGUAAUCUUCAGAAUUCAAAUGUGCAAUGAAAUCCUAAAAUAAUAAAAUUAAUAAAUUGGGCUAAAACAUUACAUAAAAGACAUAUUUGAUAAGCUAAGUCUAUCUGGUUCAUGGGGGAAAUAUCACCUUUGAAUUUCCAAAGCUUCCUCAAAUUCACAACUCUCAAUACAAAGUCUAGGGUAAGCAGGGACUGCAUUUAAGGUAAUUUGAGAAACACAAGUGAUAAAUUAAAUUCCAGAACUUUUGUAUCUCGGGAUGAUUCCUCGGCUGUGAAAUAGAGCGCCUGUCUGCAUUGAAUUUGACACAGAUAUCCAGAAUAUUUUAAAAAGAAAUCACUGGCACCUAAUCUUUUCUUUUCUACUCCACAUUGGAUUUGUCUAUUUUGUUGA
This is a messenger RNA of Chelmon rostratus (copperband butterflyfish), 2064 nucleotides long. Its product is annotated as cytochrome P450 2J4-like. The record is from RefSeq and is a predicted model, not a curated record. The coding region runs from base 1 to 1497 and encodes 498 amino acids. Gene Ontology annotation, biological process: xenobiotic metabolic process. NCBI's taxonomy places the organism in Eukaryota, Metazoa, Chordata, Actinopteri, Chaetodontiformes, Chaetodontidae. Gene Ontology annotation, cellular component: cytoplasm; intracellular membrane-bounded organelle. Gene Ontology annotation, molecular function: iron ion binding; heme binding; oxidoreductase activity, acting on paired donors, with incorporation or reduction of molecular oxygen, reduced flavin or flavoprotein as one donor, and incorporation of one atom of oxygen. The transcript has 9 exons.